Cyclopterus lumpus (lumpfish) is the source of this 3777-nucleotide messenger RNA. It is a transcript of the gene dph6, whose product is annotated as diphthamine biosynthesis 6. Gene Ontology annotation, biological process: protein histidyl modification to diphthamide. Bases 110 to 2188 code for a protein of 692 amino acids. The record is from RefSeq and is a predicted model, not a curated record. The transcript has 15 exons. Gene Ontology annotation, molecular function: diphthine-ammonia ligase activity. Lineage: Eukaryota; Metazoa; Chordata; Actinopteri; Perciformes; Cyclopteridae.
CUCUCACAUGUUGUGUACAGGCACCGGUUGCUAAGCGCGGUUAUCACGUUGAGUACCAUUACAGCCAAUACUUUUUCUAUCAUUAGUCGGUUGAGCAAAAAAUAAGAAGAUGAACGUGGUUGCAUUAAUAAGUGGAGGCAAAGACAGCUGCUACAACAUGAUGCAGUGUGUUGCUGCUGGGCACCGGAUCGUAGCUCUGGCCAACCUCCGUCCUGCCAACACAGACGAGUUGGACAGCUAUAUGUACCAGACAGUGGGCCACCAGGCCAUAGAGCUGUUUGCUGAAGCCAUGGAUCUGCCCCUGUAUAGACGCACCAUCCAGGGCAUGAGCCUGAACAUCAGCAGAAACUACAGUGUGACAGAGGGGGAUGAGGUGGAGGAUCUGUAUGAGCUGCUGCACCUCGUCAAGGAAAAGGAGGGUGUCGAGGCGGUGUCUGUAGGGGCCAUCCUCUCCGAUUACCAGAGGGUCCGUGUGGAAAAUGUAUGUUUGCGUCUAGGUUUGCAGCCCCUGGCUUACCUGUGGCGCCGAGAUCAAGAGUCCCUGCUCUCCGAGAUGAUAUCGUCUGACCUCCAUGCUGUCCUCAUCAAAGUUGCCGCCUUCGGCCUGGAUCCAGAGAAGCACUUAGGAAAACCUCUGGCGGACAUGGAGCCCUAUCUGAAACAGCUCUCCCAGAAGUAUGGAGUUCAUAUUUGUGGAGAAGGAGGUGAAUAUGAAACCUUCACCCUUGAUUGCCCCCUAUUCAAAAAGAAGAUGGUCAUUGAUGCAGCGGAGACGGUGAUCCACUCCGCAGAUGCCUUUGCUCCAGUUGGCUACCUAAACUUCACCGCGAUACACACAGAGAACAAGGAUGCCGAUGUGGUGGCGAGAGCUUUGCCCCAUGGUAGUUGUCCUUGCCAGAACGCCAUUGACAAGAUGACUGAGGAGGUGGAAUAUGCUGAUCAAGCUCAAGACAACCAGCAAGAAUUUACAUCAAAUUGUGACCUUAGUUGUCAGCAGGGCCACGAUCUCCUUCCGUCCUGCUCACCAAGAAGCUCCAAAGGCUAUCAGUGGAUCUCUGGCAUCAACGGCCUUCAGUGCAAAGAUCUCGGGAUCCAGGGCCAGACAUCGGCUGCUUUCAAACAGCUGCAAAGUGAGUUGGACAGCAGAGGCUGGAAGAUGCAGGACAUCAUCCUUAUUCAUCUGUAUGUGAGGUCCAUGGAAGACUAUGUUCCUCUCAACGAGGUCUAUAAGGAACACUUUGGCGUAAACCCUCCAGCAAGGGUGUGUGUUCAGGCUCCUCUACCUGCCAGCCAGCUGCUGCAGAUGGACUGCCUGCUCCAUGACUGGCCCGAGCCCCUGGAGGAGGGCUGCUUCCACCAGAGGGAAGCCAUGCAUGUCCAGAGCCUGUCCCACUGGGCCCCAGCCAACAUCGGACCCUACAGUCAGGCCCUCAGGGUUGAUGAGUCGGUUUUCUGCGCGGGCCAAAUUGCAUUGGUCCCAUGUACCAUGCAGCUGGUAAAGGCUGCCCCCAGGAUGCAGGCCCACUUGUCCUUCAGCUAUGUGAAGAAGGUUCUAGAGGCUGUGAUCAGCAGCCUGACUCUAGCUCAUGUGGUCCAGGCCCACUGCUACAUCACAAGACACCAAGACAUACCCAUUAUCAGGUCCAUCUGGGAGAGCAUGCUGAAGGCCGCAGAGGAAGAGAAGGACUUUCAGUGGGAGCCUGAGUUCCAACCCGCGCCAUUAUCGGUCAUCGUGGUACCGGCCUUACCCAAGGGGGCAGCUGUCGAGCUUCAUGUCAAUGCAAUUCAGGAUGAUCCCACCAAAAGGACUUCCUGCCACAUGACUACCAAGGUAGCAUGCGUAUCCAUAGAGUACCACACUGUGAUGUCGGCCGACAUGCGUCACGCUUCACUCUCACUUUCCCUGUCUGUGCCCAGUGACCCGGAGGUCACAGGCGUAACGGAUGUAACGGACGCAAUUGCCGCUACGUUCAAGCAAGCCAUGGAAAAGAUGGAUGCCGAGCUGGUGCCGUUAUGUGCCAGGGUGUUCUACAAGUGCCGCCACUCCGUGGCACAGCAGAUUGUUCGAGGACUGGAAGAAAGUUUGAGAAGCUCUCUAGGAGAAUCCAGUCCGUCUGUGGCUCUGGUUCCAGUCCUGGACUUGCCUGACUCCCAGAUCCUCCACCUGUCCUGCUGGCUCAGUUUAUAGACACACAGCCAGAGUCAACAGCCAGAGUCUAGUCAUCCACAUCACUGGAAUUCAUUUGGGCUUUUCUGAAGGAGUGCAUCUGACAACACAACACCUAAUGACUUAAAACAGGACAUCAGUGCAUGUGGAAAAUACAAACUGCAUAACUGCACAUUAAUGCUGAUCACUGCUGAUUGUCGAAAUGCAAAGCUUUUCUCUGUCUGCACGUGGUUUUGAUUACGUGCUACUUUGAGGGUGUAUUUAUCCCACUUCAUAACCCAGAAUGUAUAAUUCACUCCUCUGGAGUUAAAUACUGCAGCAGCUGUUAUUCUGCCUCGGAGAAGAGUAUUAUGGAACUUCUACAAGCUAAAGCUGCAUACCAGAGGACUGGAGACCAUCGUCUACAAUAGGAGACACCAGCAGUGUCUCAUUCCACGAGGCGAUAAACUGUAUCCCCUGAUAUCCCACUGUUUCUGCUGGAAUUUCUCUCACCACGGCGGCUAACACCCCUCAUAAAGGCCUAGUGCCACCGCUAACACCAUCUGUUCAGUUGUAAACCUAUAGAUUUACUGUGCGACUGUUUGUGGCAAUGUGUAAUGUGUGCGGAUGAGGUGACUGUGUUCCUCGCUCUCAUGCUCUAUGGGAUCCAAGGUGUGUUAUUAUUGUGUAAUAGGCAAUCAACACCAAGCACCUGAAAAGAUUAAGCCUCUUUAUGUUUUCUAUUGAUUCUAAGGCAACCUGGUUAAUAGGAGAGGGACACUACAACACACAGCUGCAGGGCAGGUGUGUGUGUGUGUGUGUGCGCGUGUGUGCGCAUGCGGCUGUCGAUGGACAUUGGGACGAUGUGGGAAGAAAAUAACACCAUUAACCAUUGCUCCUGGAACAUUUCUUUUCUCAAAGAUCAUGAACCGUAUUGAUGAUCGAGUUGGAACGCUUCUUCACUCCGGCUAUUCUCUUCAUUGUGCUUGUGAUGGCGGGAGAGUGGAGUGAGCUAUUGAUCUUCACCCACCGCAAUGUUGUUUUGAUUGUUGUUAUCAAAAAUUGAACAAUAGAGGCAGCCAAUAGGGCCUGAAGAUUUUUAUUGAGAGUUGAAAAACACAAACAAGCAAUUAUUUAUGAGAAAGAGCAAGCCGAUGCCACAUAAAUAUACAGUGUGUGUGUUAAUGUUCACCGGUUUGGCUUUAAAGGGCCUCACCAGGGGGACAUUCAGAAUUGUUGAAUGAUGCAGCUGUCCAAUGCACACAAAGAUGUAGGUAUAUUUUAAUAAAGUACUUUCAUUAUAUACACCCCCAGUCAAGUAAACACGAUACAUUUAAUCCACAAAUAUUUGAUUAUACUUGAGUGUUUUCAAUAAAUGGAGCUGUUUAACAGACACAUAUUUGGCAAUGACAACAUAUAGCUGAAGACAUCUUACUAAAAAGGUUUUCUUUGUCAAUGUCUCUUCUUUAAAUGUCUAAAUGUUUGUAACAUUUUGAAUGCCAAGCAGCGUAUUAACAAGACUGCGCUGAGCAAACGUGCUUGGCCUGCAGUCUUGGUAAGCAUACAGGAAAGAUUGAGAAAUGUUGUUUUGUUCAAAUUGAUCAAUGAAAAUAAAGAAAUGGCACACACCA